UUUCCAAUAAUAAGCACCCAAAAAGCUAGUACACAAUUUACGUACUCAAAGACCAUAUAUAGCUGAAACAUAGAAAAAAAAAUCUAAAGACCAUCUUUGAAACAGUAGUAUUAUGAGUUAUAGUUCCCUAAGCAAAUUACUAACCAUGAUUAUGGUUCUUGUCAUGCUAUCCAUGUCUAUGACUAUGGUACGAGGCCAAGGGACUCGUGUUGGAUUUUAUUCUAGUACGUGCCCUAGAGUCGAAUCCAUCGUUCAAUCAACAGUGAAGUCUCAUUUUCAGUCCGAUCCAACGUUGGCACCAGGACUGCUGAGAUUGCACUUCCACGAUUGUUUUGUACAAGGUUGUGAUGGUUCUAUCCUCAUUGAUGGUUCAGACGCUGAGAAAAAUGCCCCCGGGAAUGGCGGCUUGAGAGGAUUCGAGGUUAUCGAUGAUGCUAAGAAACAGAUUGAAGCUGUUUGUCCUGGAGUUGUCUCUUGUGCUGACAUUCUUGCUCUUGCUGCCCGUGAUGCUGUUGUUUUGACCAACGGAGCUAGUUGGGUUGUACCAACGGGACGUAGAGAUGGGCGAGUUUCAUCAGCAUCUGAUGUUAAUAACUUUCCAAGCCCUGCUGAUUCCGUUGAUGUUCAAAAGCAAAAGUUUGCUGAUAAGGGUCUCACCACUCAAGAUCUUGUCACCCUUCUUGGGGGGCACACUAUUGGAACAACAGCUUGCUUUUUCUUCAGCGACAGGCUAUAUAACUUCAACGGCACUGGUCGUCCUGACCCAUCCAUAGACCCAACCUUCCUUCCUCAACUUAAAUCAAUGUGCCCUAAUGGCAGCGGUAGCUUGAACCGAGUGGCACUAGACAAUGGCAGUGAGAAGAGUUUUGACAACUCAUGGUUCUCCAACCUGAGGAAUGGUCGUGGAAUUCUGGAAUCAGACCAGCUGUUGUGGACUGAUAGUUCCACCAACACUUUUGUCCAAAGGUUCUUGGGUGUGAGGGGAUUGCUUGGGUUGACAUUCAGCGUGGAGUUUGGCAAAUCCAUGGUUAAAAUGAGUAAUAUUGGUGUUAAGACUGGUUCUGAUGGUGAAAUUCGUAAAGUUUGCUCUGCCUUCAACUGAUCAUAUAGACUAUAUAUCUUUAGGAUUCUACUAAGUGCUAUACAACACUUCCAAAUGUUGUUAGUGGCAUUACCAAUGGAAAAAGUAUUUAAUAGAGAACUAAUUAGUGUUUUUUUGUAAUAAUUCUAAGUGUCCAAUAGUCAACUAUCUAACACUAUCA
Nicotiana attenuata is the source of this 1262-nucleotide messenger RNA. Its product is annotated as cationic peroxidase 2-like. Gene Ontology annotation, biological process: hydrogen peroxide catabolic process; response to oxidative stress. Bases 113 to 1102 code for a protein of 329 amino acids. The transcript has 3 exons. The record is from RefSeq and is a predicted model, not a curated record. Gene Ontology annotation, cellular component: plasmodesma; plant-type cell wall. NCBI's taxonomy places the organism in Eukaryota, Viridiplantae, Streptophyta, Magnoliopsida, Solanales, Solanaceae. Gene Ontology annotation, molecular function: peroxidase activity; heme binding.